AUCCCCACUCCCUCUCUCGAACUCUAGGGUAUCCAUCUCCGAAACCACUCUCUUCAGCUCUCCCCCUUAGGGUUUCAAUUUCAUCCCAAUAAUGUACAUAAAGGACAUCUGCUUGGAGGGCUUCAAAUCCUACGCCACUCGCACGGUCGUCCCUGGCUUCGAUCCCUACUUCAAUGCCAUCACCGGCCUUAAUGGUUCCUGCAAGUCCAACAUUCUUGACUCCAUCUGCUUUGUGUUGGGCAUUACCAAUUUGCGGCAGGUUCUGGCUUCCAAUCUCCAGAAGCUGGUCUAUAAGCAAGGCCAAGCUGGGAUUACCAAGGCCACCGUGUCGGUGGUGUUUGAUAAUUCUGAUAGGAGUCGGAGUCCGCUCGGCUACCAGGAUUGUCCAGAAAUUACGAAAAUACGGCAGAUUGUGGUUGGUGGAAGGAACAAAUACCUAAUAAAUAGACACCUUGCCCAGCCUAGUUGAGUUCAAAACCCUUUCCACUCUGUACAGCUCAAUGUUAACAACCCACAUUUUCUCAUAAUGCAAGGGCGCAUCACGAAGGUCUUAAACAUGAAACCUCCAGGGAUUUUAUCUAUGCUUGAAGAGGCUGCUGGGACAAGAAUGUAUGAAAAAGAAGAGGCUGCUCUGAAAACACUUGAGAAGAAGUAGAGCAAAGUUGAUGAGAUUGAUAAUCUUCUUGACUAGGAGAUAUUGCUUGCUUUGGAGAAGUUGAGGAAAGAACAUAUGCAGUAUAUGCAAUGGGCUAAUGGCAUUGCAGAAUUAGAUUGACUUAAAAGGUUCUGCAUUGCCUAUGAAUUUGUUCAGGCAGAGAAGAUUAGGGACAGUGCAGUCUCUGGGGUUGAACAAGUAAAGACAAAGACUGCUGAUAUCGAAGAGAGUCACAAAAGGAUGCAGGUGGAAAUACAGGAAAUGGAGACACAAGUGUCAAACUUGACUGCUGAAAAGAAGGCAAGUCUGGGCGGAGAGGUAAAAGUUUUAUCAGAGAACAUAGAUGCUCUUUCUCGUGAGCUUGUGAAGCAAGCAUCAGUACUGAAAAAUCAAGAAGACACUCUCAGGAGUGAAAAAGAGAAUGCUGAAAAGAUUGUUACAGGUAUUGAAGAUUUAAAACAGUCUGAAGAGAGGGCCUCUGUUGUCAAAAGGGCUGAAGAUGGGGCAGUUGAUCUAAAACAAAGAGUUGAGGGACUUUCUAAGAAUUUGGAAGAGUGUGAAAAAGAGUACCAGGGUGUUCUAGCCGGUAAGAGCAGUGGAAGUGAGGAAAAAUGCCUUGAAGAUCAACUAGCUGAUGCAAAAGUAGCAGUUGGGAGAGCAGAAACAGAAUUGAAACAGCUCAACACAAAAAUAACUCAUCGUGAGAAAGAGCUGAAAGAGAAAACAAAUGAGUCAAUAUCUAAGCGUGAAGAAGCUGUUUCUGUUGAGAAUGAGCUUAAUGUGAGGAGAAAGGAUGUGGAAAAUAUCAAAAUGGCAUUGGAAUCUCUUACAUACAAAGGUCAGAUGGAAGCUUUACAAAAGAUUGCAUAAUGCUUUUUAGGAAUGUGCUCUUAAGCUGGACGUGGUGCAGAAGUUUCUUAGUCAAUGCAGCUUCCAGAUUGGUUGGUAAGGAGAAUACAGAACUGGCUCUUUCUUUGGUUGGAUAUGAUGAGGAACUGAAGGUAUGCAUGAUGUUGAACCUCAUCAUUGAAUGUUGCGCAUUAUGAAAUGUUUGUAUAUUGCCAUGUUACUAGAAAUUUUAGUGCUUGGACAUAAUUUCAUCCAUAGUUUUAAAAGGCUCAAGGCGCACCAAGACGC
Molecule: messenger RNA, 1792 nt
Organism: Vitis vinifera (wine grape)
Lineage: Eukaryota; Viridiplantae; Streptophyta; Magnoliopsida; Vitales; Vitaceae
Product: structural maintenance of chromosomes protein 2-1
Molecular function (GO): ATP hydrolysis activity; ATP binding
Source: RefSeq, a predicted model, not a curated record